AUGUCGUCCCAAACCCAACAAGCGAUCAACUAUCGCUCUCCUCGCAUUUUGACCCAAAUUGGAUGGACAACUACGAAAGCCCUCAGAUUGGCUUGUAUCAAUGCAUAUGGGGACGAAGGUGAUGUCGUUGCUUCCAUUGCCCAUGUCGCUUGGAAGAUCUUCGUUGGCAAAAUCCCAAAGACUGCUGCAUAUCGGCACCUAAUAGCCAAUGCACAACAAGAACUGGAGAACAAUGCUCAAGGAGAGUGCACUGCGUAUGGCGAAUGUGCAGCAGAUGCAAAUGGACGUCCGCUGCAAGCCGCUUUUCGUGUCCUUCAACAGAAUAGUACGGAUGAGCCCAUACCUAAUGUACAGACUCAUAUCGUGCUCGAAAUGCUCCUCAACGAAGACACAUUUGAGUUCCGCGCCAUCCUCCACUCGGAGGAGAUUUCCGACGAGGCUGGAAUAACAGUCCUGCGCGAAUUAACAAACAUAAUGCGUGAGAUCAUCGACAUACCCGAAGCAGCAGUAAGAUUGCCUGCUAACAGUACCGAUAGUGACCUUACCGCGAGCCUGUUUCCAAACCUCACCGGGAAGAUCCAUCACCGUGGACAUACCGUCAGCCUUGACGCAGUUUCGCACACUUCAUUCAUCAUUAAGGACUUGGACGGCCACCUCCGAGCCCUCGAAACCACGCCUGAAACGCUCGGUAAAGCCGCUUGGGCAAAGCUUCUUACUCACUACACUGGGGAAAACGAGGCUGAAUUCGGGUUACUUCGGGGUGACAACGACUGUAUUGUCCCAGUCCAGCUUUCUCUAGAUGAGAUAGACAACAAUGUGGCCCUACUGCAAAAGCUGAUGGAACAGGAGCAGGUGGCCAGGAUAGACUUAAUAGAUCGUAGAUGUGAGACCCUGCUGCAGUAUGGAAGGACGCCCACAGCUAUCAAGUCUCACGGGACUAUCCUCCACUUGAUCAUGCACCCAACAGAUGAAAUCGAUCAGUUCAAGCUCACCGUUCAUUAUAAUGAGAAGCUGUUGCCCCGACGACAAGCCAUGUUGCUGCUUCAACAAUUUGAGCACGUCUACCGCGGAAUACUAGAAAAUCCCUCCGCCCCACCACUAGAGCUUGCUGACACAUUUACAGAGGACCUCCUGUCCAUCACUAUCGCAACAAAUCCAAACGUCAAUACAGAAUCGGCACCAUUCCUUCACUCAUUCUUUGCAGCUACCGCGUUACGCUGCCCGUCAAAUGUAGCGCUAGAGUUUAUCACGUCCAUGUCACCAUUCUCCAUACAGUCAUGGACGUACGCAUCCCUCGAGAAGGAAUCAAACAAACUCGCCAACCUUCUCAUUACGGCUUACAAUGUCCAACCUGACGACAUUAUUCCCAUCUGCAUGGAGAAAUCAGCAUUCAUGUACAUAUCGAUUCUCGGUGUGUUGAAGGCAGGGUGCGCAUAUUGCCCGAUCGACUGGCAAACUCCAGUUGAACGAGCCCAAUAUAUCCUCGAAGAAACCAAGGCACAUGUCAUUCUCAUCUCCGGCGACGGACGCAAGCUUGCCUCACACCCACAGUUUCCCUCUGACGUGGUCGUGCUGCAGCUGGAUGACUCUGCGUCGCCAUUCCACACGUCGCCGGAAACCACACCACCGGUUCCGGCACUUUUGACACACCACCUUGCAUAUGUCCUUUACACCUCAGGUACAACUGGACGCCCGAAAGGCGUAAUGAUCUCUCACGACUCGGCCACUCGAUCAAUCCAAUCGCAUUGCGCAAUGGUUCCUUGCAGGAAAACAAGUAAAUUUCUCCAGUUUGCAGCAACUACGUUUGAUGUGUCAAUAUUCGAUAUGUUCUUCACUUGGAGGAAUGGCAUCACACUAGUAGCGGCAAAAACGGAACUGAUGCACAGGGACCUAAGUGGGGUUGUCAGAAGUGGUGGCAUUACACACUUGGACUUGACCCCAACCGUAGCCGGAACUCUCCGAAAGCAGGACGUUCCUGGCCUGGAAGUAUUAUUCUGCAUCGGCGAGGCGUUAACUCAAAAGGUUGUUGACGAGUUUGGGUCUGCAAAUGGAACCGACUGCACGCUUCUGAAUGCCUACGGGCCAACAGAAGCAGCAAUCUCAUGUACGAUCGCGAACGUCAAGAAAGAUGCUGGUACUUUGCCCGCAAAUAUCGGUACACCGUUUCCGACUUGUUCCAUCUACGUCAUUGCCCGAGGGAGCUUAUAUCCGGUCCCCAUCGGUUGUAUUGGUGAACUUUGUCUCGCCGGCACACAGCUGGCGAGGGGAUACUUGGCCCGUCCCGACUUGACAACUGACAAAUUCCUCACCUUUCCGUACAAUGGUGAGCGGAUAUACCGCACGGGGGACCUGGUACGACAACUAUCGGACGGAACAAUCGAAUAUCUUGGCCGAAUUGACGAUCAGGUGAAAUUAAACGGAUACAGGAUAGAGCUGGCGGAAGUCAAUUCUGCUCUGAUGCAGGCAAACAACGGCGUUCAACAAGCGGUAACGAUGGUGCUGAGGCAUCCUAGUUGGAUCCGUGAUCAAAUGGUCGUGUUCCUUUCUCUCAUUGGUGAAAAGCGGCCUGGAGAGGCUUGCGAGUUCUUGAAAACUUUUGGAAGAGAAUCCACUCUGUCGAAUGCUGUGUCGUUGGCAAAAAACUUGCUAGCACCAUAUAUGGUCCCGAAUAUUUUUCUGCUUGUCAGCAAAAUUCCCUUGGGGACGGCGGGGAAGGUCGACCGUAAGUGCUUGAAGCAAAUGUUCUUAUCCUUGUCCGCGGAAGCUCUCCAAGAUAUGCUUGGAGGACACACGUCAGAGGUAGGUGUGAAUGAAAAAUGGACCGCCGAACAACAUUUUCUUCGACAGAUAAUUGCAGAGACAGCUGCAGUCCCACUGCACACUGUUGAAAAGGACACGACGAUAUUUCACGUUGGCAUCGAUUCAAUCGGGGCAAUGCGUUUCGUUGCACGGCUGCGAGAAGAACGCGGCAUUGAGAUGUCCAUAAUCGAUGUCAUGCAGAAUCCGACCGUCGCCCUCAUGACCCAAUUCAUCGAUAAUCGGGAAUUGUCAUGCGCAAAAGUUCAACCACCAGCGGCGAACGAAUCGCAUGUUCUGGAAGCGUUUGCGAGUCGUGUGCAAGAAAUCGUGUUCUCCCAAUUGAAGGGUGUAGUGCCGGAUGCUGUGAAAGGGAUAUAUCCCUGUACACCUCUCCAAGAUGGUCUUCUGUACGGAACGCAAAAGACGCCUGGUGCCUAUUUCACGCACGAGACGUUCACACUUCACCCCAGCGUAGACCUCGAGACGCUCCAAAGAGCCUGGAUGGCUGUCAUUGACAAUAACGAUAUCCUACGCACUAGUUUUUGUCAUGUUGGCGAUUCCACAGCCACCUUUGCCCAGAUUGUUCACCACAGUGUCAAAAUGCGGUGGACCUCCCGUAUCGUACAGUCAAAGGAGCUGAUAGCUAAAGUGCAGAAAGAUCACAUAUCCACCUUUGGAAGCUCCGUAUUCACCGCUCAAGACGUUCCAAUGUCUUUCGUGUUGUUCGAGUGUGGGGACAUCAGGUCUCUUGUCUUGUCCAUUCAUCACGCUCUAUUCGAUGGAUGGUCCUUGCCACUUAUUUUGCAAGAUGUGCAAACGGCUUACAGCUCGUGCGGCAGCGAUCUACCAAAGCGACCUCCAUUUUCAAGGAUGAUUCCGCAUCUGUUAGGGGACAAGCAGCCCGCAAACAGCAGAAAUUUUUGGACCGACGCGCUCAGCAAUGUCCGGCCAGUUGCAUUUCCUGGCCUCUCGCAGACGACUGUCUUUACACCCGGCAGCCAUACAGUCACCCGCAAAGUCUCGACAUCUCUGACUGAAGUAGAGCGCCUAUGCCGCCAAGCAGGCACAUCCAUUCGGGCGGUGGGACAAGCAACUUGGUCCAUCCUCCUCUCUGCCUAUCUGGACACACCGGAUGUCACAUUUGGCCAUGUUGUAUCAGGCCGGACCCUCGAUGUUCCCGGAGUCGCUCAAGUUAUUGGGCCAUGUCUGAAUACUGUUCCAUGUCGCCUGCGUAUCGACCAAUACAAUAGCAUUCAUGAGCUGCUACAGGAUAUCCAAAGGCAAUAUGUGAAUAUGCUUCCAUACCAGCAUACGCCAUUAAGAUCUAUACAGAAAUGGUCUGGUAUGGCUAAUGGGCUAUUUGACACCAUAUUUGUGCUUCAAAAGACCGAUAAUGGUGGACACGGUUACGAGGACGAAAUAUGGAACUGGGUUGACACAGUUGAUGAGGACGAGUAUGCCAUAUCGAUAGAGGUCGAACCCAUUGCCACCAAUGAUACUGUUGUAUUAAAAGCCAUUUGCAAGAAUGCCCUUUGUUCUCAAAGUCAAUCCGAACUUUUAGUCGCCGAGUUCGAAGCCAUCAUGCUCGGAAUUCUUCAACACCCUUCCAGCAAUCCAAAUCUACUGCACCAGUUGAACCUGCCGGGAUCCGUACUAUCUAUCAGCCCAAUGGCGCAUUUACCAGAAACAUCUCGGACUGGUGCCCUCUUCAUGCAUAGCUUCGUGGAGAAUCAGGCGAACACCAAUCCCACUGCUGUGGCUGUGAACUUUGUUUCGGAGAUCACGAAAUCUGGGGAAGCUCUCGGAGAGGAAUAUACUUAUCAGGCAUUGGACCGUGAAGCAAACCGUUUUGCCAAUCUGCUACUCGCGAAGGGUCUUACAUUGGGUGCCGAGGUGUCGCUCUGCGCGCCAAAGUCUCUGUCAUGGUUUGCUGCAUUGCUCGGAAUAUCCAAAGCCGGAGGCGUUUACGUUCCUAUCGACCAUGAGGCACCUGUGGAUCGGAAGCGAUACAUCCUCAACGACGUGGGAAGUAAAUAUGUUGUCACAAUUUCGUCUUUGGAGGUUGAAUUGAAAAAGGUGGUACCUCUUGAUACGGAAUUCAUUAUUCUCAACGACGAUCAAACGAGAGCCCAUCUUUUUGCCCAGUCAGAUCUUUCGCCUUCAGUAGAACUCACGCCUUCGGAUCUCGCAUAUAUUCUUUAUACAUCUGGGACGACCGGCAGACCAAAAGGCGUACUAGUAGAGCAUGCUAACGUAACGCACAGCAUCGAAGCCCACCGUCACCUUAUCAAAUGGCAUCCAGCAGCUCGGUUUCUGCAGUUCGCGUCAUGCUCUUUCGAUGUAUCCAUUUACGAGAUGCUCUUUCCCUGGAGCGCGGGCAUGUGCGUGUGCGCUGCAGAUAAAGAUCUUCUUCUCAAGGACCUGGAAUUGGCGUUCCGUGCCAUGCAUAUCACACACGCAGAGUUAACCCCGAGCGUCGCUUCAAUGGUUAAACGACAAAACGUGCCGCAACUGGAAGUGCUGCUUACAGGGGGCGAAGCUUUGACUCAGAAUGUUUUGGAAGAGUGGGCAGAUGGCGAAAUGUUGUAUAAUGCGUAUGGUCCUACCGAAGCAACAAUUGGGUGUACAAUGUUGUGCGGAGUUCAGAAGUCCGCAAAAGUUUCGAACAUCGGUCGUCCUUUUCCGAAUGUUUUUGCCUGCGUAUUACCGGUUCAUGGCGAGCGCCAUCCGGUCUUGAAGGGUGCUACCGGCGAACUUUGUGUGGGGGGUCCGUUGGUGACCCGCGGAUACCUUGGCCAACCGGAGUUGACGGCGGCGAAAUUCAUCAAUUGGUCGCCAGUAUCAUCACCGACCUCUAUCGAACGCCUUUACAGGACGGGGGACCAUGUCCGUUUGAUGGCAGAUGGCACAUUGGAGUUUUUGGGUCGUGUGGACGAUCAGGUCAAGAUCAACGGCAUCCGGAUCGAGCUGGGCGAAAUCAACAGCAGAUUGCGGGCUGCGUCCAAAAAUGUCAUCAAUUCCGUCACAACGCUAAUAGGACGUUCUGGUGCUUUUAAGAGUGAAUUGGUCGCUUUCCUCGUGAUGGAUACAGCUUUCUCAAAGGAGUGCGAGAUUAUCCUGUCGAAUGAGAAGUUCAGAGAAAUUCGUGAAAACAUUGUCCCGGUGUUGAAGCGAGAGCUUCCUUUGUACAUGGUUCCAAGCUUCAUUCUUCCUAUUACCGCUCUUCCUCUAGGAACGACGGGCAAAGUGGACAUAAACCGGCUGAGUGCGCUGUUCCAGAAUCUUUCGCCAGAAGCUUUGCACAGUUGCCAAGCGCCGGACGACAUAUCUGCAAAUGAGAGCUGGACGGACUUGGAGAAGGUUAUACGUGACGCGAUUGUCAACCAGCGAGAAAUCACAGUCCACCUCGUUAGUAGAACCAGCACGAUUUUUGAGCUCGGCCUGGACUCUUUGAGCGCAAUAUCGUUGUCGGCCAGUUUGCGGAAAAAGGGCCUCGAGUUAUCCGUGUCUGAUAUCAUGCAGCAUCCGACAAUUUUGGAGAUGGCAAAGUAUUUGGAAGCGAGGGUAGACACCGGAGGACGCGAAUCCAUCGAAUUAUCAAGCUCAUUGGAUGUAUUCGCCACAUAUGAGGAGCAGAGUAGGAAGCUGGCGGCAGAGAAUCCUUCCUUGGCCGGAAAUAUCGAAUGUGCCUAUCCAUGCCUUCCACUACAGGAAGGAAUGGUGGCGGAAUGCAUGAAGUCUGGCGGUGCAUUGAACAUCAACGAAAUCACGUUGGACCUAGAACCAUGGGUUGAGUUUGAGACGCUGAGGCACGCUUGGUUACAGUUGCAGGAGCAAACUGAUAUUUUGAGAACUGCUUUUUUUGCCAUGAGCGAUGGCAGCUACGGUCAGGCCGUGCUUGGCAGCAAUAGUGGUUUCAUAGCUUCUUUUGAGACGAAAUCUUACGCGAGUCAGCCUAGUCUUUCGAUACUCCUAGAACAACAGCGAAAUCAAGUGGUCCAAGACAUGUACAACAUGAAGCCACCAGUCAGCGCAUGGGUGCUUCAAAACGAGAACUCAACGAAUACGAGAUUGUCUAUUAUAAUUCACCACGCGUUGUACGAUGGUUGGAGUUUACCAUUGCUCCUGAACGAUUUCAAACGACUGUAUCAUGGUCAAUGCGCUCCUCGGCGCCCGCUGUUUCGUGAGUUUGUUCGUUACGUGGAAAAUAUCGGGCACACCCAGGAGGAAGUGUACUGGAGACGAAUAUUACAUGGCGCAACGAGCUGUCAAUUCCCCGACCUUAGUGGGCGGCGCAAAGAUACGGAUGGUAGUCCCCAUUCAUGCGAAGCUUCCAGACAUCUGAGCGCUACCCGCUCAGAACUUGAAACCGCGGCUCGAGCUAUCGGCGUUACUGUGCAGGUGUUGGUUCAAGCUGCGUGGGCCAAAUUACUGUCGUACUACGUAGGCGAACCAGAUGUGACCUUUGGACAUGUUAUUUCCGGCAGAACGGCUCCUGUGAGCGGAGUGGAGCAGAUUGCUGGACCAUGUUUCAACACCAUUCCAUGCCGUGUGAAUCUCAGUGACAGAAAAUUGACGAACAGGCAAUUGCUGCAAUCAAUUCAAACCCAUAAUUCCACGGCCAUAUCGCACCAGCAUGCAUCUUUGAGGUUGAUCAAUAGAUGGAUCGGGGCGUCCACCGAGCAGCCACUGUUCAACACAAUUCUUAUAUAUCAGAAGACAGAGGGAUGUUCCGCCGAAGAUAAUUUAUCUCAAUUGUGGAAAGAGGAGAAAGAUGGUCAAGUUGAAAUCGACUAUCCUGUCUCGGUAGAAGUAGAGCCUCUUGCAAAUAACAGGCUUGCUCUUCGCAUAUUGUGCCGUAGCGAUGUAGUUCCAGAAGAACACGCGAACUUACUGGCACGACAGCUGGAAUCCGUUUUGCUAGAUUUGACACUCCGACCAGACGGAGUUGCCGCGGAUAUCCCAUUUGAUGAGCAGGAGGUCGUUUCUAUCUCUAACCCUACUCCAACCGUUGUGUCUGGCCUCCUUCACGGAGCCGUUGAAAAAUAUGCAGAAGAAAGCCCGAAAAAAAUUGCCCUCGAAUGGGCGAUGUCGAUAUCCGACACCACCAUCGAUAUGGAAACGUGGACAUAUGCAACCUUGAACGAGCAAGCAAAUAAGAUUGCGCAUCUUUUGCUGUCGAAAGUUCAAAGCUGUGCAGUUGUGCCCAUCUGCUUAGACAAAUCCCCCCUCUCCUACAUGGCAAUUUUGGGAGUGCUCAAAGCUGGAUGCGCGUACGUUCCUCUCGACCCAGCACUCCCGCUUGACCGACGGCUGUUCAUUGUGAAAGACACGAAGGCACCCGCAGUACUUACCACUAGUCAAUAUGCUGCAGCGCUUCAAGGAGGGAAAGCGAUGGAUUCGUCCUUCGAUAUCAUAUCCCUGGAUUCGGUAGAUCUUCAAGGUCAAUCCGCAAGAAACCCCCGAGUUGCGACAAAUCCUUCGGAUCUCGCCUACAUACUAUACACUUCAGGAACAACCGGUCUACCCAAAGGCGUCAUGGUCGAACAUGGCAGCGCAACAGCGUGUUUGCACUCAUUCCAGAGCAUGUUACCGUGGCGUCCUGUAUCACGUUUUCUUCAAUUUUCAUCGUUCUCCUUUGAUGUUUCUAUUUCAGAAACAUUCAUGCCGUGGCUCGGGGGCCACACGGUGUGCACUGCAAGUAAAGAUACCCUGCUGAUAGACCUAGAGCAAGCCAUCCGCAUGCUGAAGAUUACUCAUGCUGAUCUGACCCCAACGCUGAUUACCCUUCUUCAUCGUGACCGCGUACCAGAUCUGAGAGUUCUCAUUACUGGGGGCGAGAUGAUACCGCAAAAGAUAUUGGAUGAGUGGGCCGGAUUGAACGAUAUAUCUCUGUACAACGCGUACGGCCCAACGGAAACGACGAUCAAUUGUGCAGUCAACCGACAAGUGAAGCGAUCCGCCAAACCUGCAAACAUCGGACAGCCACAGUCGAGUUGCUCCAUUUACAUCUUGUCGCAAAGCCUACAGUGCAUUCCAAUCGGUGGAAUUGGGGAAUUGUGCGUCGGCGGGAUUCAAGUCGCUAGAGGAUACCUAAAUUUGCCUAAAUUGACACAAGACAAGUUUUGCACAUUCCUGAAUCCUCUUUCUGGAAAAGAGGAACGUGUGUACCGAACGGGAGAUUUGGCGCGAAUGCUACACGAUGGAAGCAUCGAGUUCAUUGGCAGACUUGACGACCAGGUCAAGCUCAACGGUCUCCGAAUCGAACUGGAGGAAGUGAAUGCAGUACUCUCAGGCUCUGAUCCUAACAUUUCUAACGUUGCUACGCUGGUUUUGAGGAGACGCGAACAGCAAAACCAUCAACUCGUUUCUUUCAUUGCACUCGGAAAUGAAAGUGGCGAUUGCAAGAUAAUUAAGGGCGACUUGCAUGCGAAGGUAUUAGAGAAUGCGACGGAUGCCGCCGCACGAAAGCUGCCGGCAUACAUGGUCCCGACACACAUUCUGUUGAUCAAUACGCUACCUUUGGGCAAGACUGAUAAGGUGGACCGCAAAGUCCUCGCUACCCUUUACACGGACAUCCCCUCGGAAGUCCUGGAUUCAUGGGGAAGCCAGAAUGGAGCCGAUGGAAUCUGGUCCGACGAGGAGAGUCACAUCAGGGACGCUUUGGGAGAGAUAGCAAAUGUGCCUUCAGAUACGAUCAGUCGUCAUUCCUCCGUUUUCCAGUUGGGACUUGAUUCAAUCAGCGUAAUUCGCUUGGCAUCGUUGUUACGAAAGCACGACAUUACAUUGACAGUGUCUGAAAUCAUGGGGAACCCGUCUAUAGCACGUAUGUCUCACCAUUUAAAGCAUCGUCAGAACGGGAUGGAAUCAAGACGGCACAAUAUUGCUCAAGCGAGGAACAUGAUCGCAAACUUUGAGAAGCAAAUCAAGCCUGCGUUAUUGGCGCGCUCGACGCAGGAGCAGAGCGAUGCGAUCAUCUCUGUUUACCCAUGUACCCCGCUUCAGGAAGGAAUGUUGGCCGGUACAUCGAAAUCGGAUGGCUUGUAUAUCAACCACUUUGUGUUUGAGCUGGAAGAGCACACCGACUCAGAACGCUUAUUAGAAGCCUGGCGAAAAGUCAUCGAGCAAAACGACAUUUUUCGCACCAGCUUUCAUCUCACCAAUGAUGAAACCUUUGUCUAUGCCCAGGUGGUUAAUGAAAAGGUUUGGAUGCCCGUGAAGAACAUUCAAAUCCAGCACGGCGGAGAUUUCCCCGCCGCGUUCGAUGAACAUACGAAAUGCAGCACAGCGACAAUAGGAGAUUUUCGCCGACCUCCACUUGGAUUUGCCCUCGUACGAAGUCCAUCUCAAGCCUGGCUCAUCGUUUCUAUACAUCAUGCUCUCUUCGAUGGUUGGAGCUUUUCUCUUACCCUCACGGAUGUCCAGGCGCAUUAUCGCGGAGUACCCCCACCUUUGCGACCUCAAUUUCGAUCAUUCGUGGAGUCCACUGUGGGACAAGUUGAGGACAAAUCUAAGUUGUUCUGGCAGGAAAGGCUAGCCCGGGCAAAUAUAUCUGAAUUUCCAGAUAACCUUCAUGGGAAGACGUUCAAAACCCACGAAGCCAGUGCACCUCAAUUGGUGGAAAUCUUUUCAGAAAUUUCGUAUGGCGAAGUUGCAACACGUUGUCGCGAGAUGGAAGUCAGUGUUCAAUCAGUAGGACAAGCGGCCUGGGCUCUCCUUCUGGCUGCGUAUCUUGGCCAGAAGGAUGUUAUAUUUGGCCACAUUGUCUCCGGCAGAUCAAUUCCUGGCUCUGCAGCUGUCAUUGGCCCAACAUUGAACACCAUCCCAUGUCGCGUGCAAGUGGAUAAGCAUGCAUCGAAUCUGGAUCUUGUUCGCCAUGUACAUCAAUUCAACAUUGAAGCCAUCCCUUAUUACCACACAAGCCUGCGGGCAAUCAUGAACGCAUUGGGAAGAAACAAAGAUGCUAAACCAUUGUUCGAUACUAUCUUCCUGUUCCAGCAAUCGCACCAAGAAGUGCAUACGGACGAAACUACGUUAUGGAAAGAAAUAGCCGGUCAGGCAGACGUUGAUUAUGCAGUUAGCAUCGAGUUGGAACCUAACGAUGACGUCUUAGUGCUCCGCGCGGCAUGCAGGCCGAGCCUGAUGCCCGAGGAUCAGCUGAAUCUUCUCUUACGCCAACUGGAUAUGAUUCUCAGGCAUAUCAUCCAGGAGCCGCACGGAAAGAUUGGCGAUUUUAAAACACCGGCGCUCGAUCUCAUGUCUAUUCAGCCGCGAAAGAUCCCCGACUCACUGGUCCAGAAAAAGAGACGAUCCUGGUUCUGUCCGCGGAACUUCAAAACAAAUCACACCAUCGAUACGAUGCAUCAAUUCAUCGAGAAGCACGCAGCCGCUUCACCGCACCGGAUAUGCUUGGAAUUCGCUUCGUCGAUCUCGAAAUCUGAAAUCCAUAGUUGGACCUACCGUGAAUUCAAUUCCAAAGCGAACAAACUCGCACGUUUUCUGCGCAAUUGUGGCGUUACCCGCAAUAUGUUGGUGCCGAUUUGCCUCAAGCAAUCUCCUUGGAUGUAUCUGGCUAUCAUAGCUGUUUUGAAGGCUGGUGCUGGGUAUGUGCCCGUCGACCCGCAAGCACCGGCAAAACGGAAGACAUAUAUCUUCUCGGAUGUAGACGCGAGUUUCGUUCUUACUUCCCCAGACAUUGCAGAUAUUAUGGAGGAGCUUGAAGACGGGACACCGAGGCAAUAUAUCUGCGUUGAUGAUUCUAUCGAGGGUAGACUCAAGACGCUAUCAAGUUCGAACCUGCCCAAUAAGGUUACCCGAAAUGACCUCGCGUACGUCAUCUACACCUCGGGGACAACAGGGUUGCCCAAGGGCGUCAUGAUCGAGCACGGCAGCGCUGUAGUUGCAAUCGAAUCUUUCCAACGGCUAAUUCCAGCUGACCAGCACGCGCGAUUCCUUCAGUUUGCCUCAUUUACAUUUGACGUAUCGAUUUUCGAGAUGUUCUUCGCAUGGAGUAUGGGACUUACUCUGGUAACAGCGCCGCGGGAUGUGCUGUUGGCUGACUUAGAGUUGGCAAUGCGUGUGCUCAACGUCACACACGCAGAUCUAACUCCAACGGUGGCCACAUUAAUUCGACGUAGUGCUGUACCAUCAAUUGAGCUUCUGGUGACAGGAGGAGAAGCCUUGAGCCAGCAAGUCCUAGAUGACUGGGCUGGUACUUUGUAUAAUGCAUAUGGCCCUACUGAAGCCACAAUCGGGUGCGUGCUGAGGCCAAGCGUAUCAGCCGAGAUCCGCCCAACCAACAUUGGGCAUGUAUUCGACUCGUGCUCCGCUUUCGUCUUAUCAGAGGAUCUGAAUGUUAUACCACGCGGUGGUGUUGGUGAGCUAUGUAUCGGGGGACCGCAGGUUGCUCGAGGUUACUUGAAGCGACCGGAUCUGACAGCGGAACGGUUCGUUUACUUGCCCUUGGCAAAAGAGAGGAUUUACAAAACCGGGGAUUUCGUUAGAAUGUUAGCCGAUGGCUCCAUUGAGUUUUUAGGACGACAGGACGAUCAAGUGAAGCUCAAUGGAUUGCGUAUAGAAUUAGGCGAGAUCAACUCUGUCAUGUGCAAAGCACAUCCCGACAUCAAAGACGUGGUCACACUUGUGCUCAAGCACCCGCAACUGCAAAGAGAGCAGUUAGUCGCCUUUGUCGUCUUGAAGAGUGACUAUAGGACGGCGGUGGAGCCUAAGAUUAUUGGUUCCCUUGCGACAUCUACAAUUUUGAAGGAAGCACUCAAAGCUGCUAGGCGAGCACUACCGCUUUACAUGGUGCCGGCUCAUGUCUUUUUGACAAGCCUGAUUCCGCUCGGAAACACAGGAAAAGCGGAUCGUAAAGCUCUCUCGUAUCUGUUCUAUGACUUGGACGCGAAUUCACUCCAAGCGAUGCAGGUGCCGGACAUCGAUCGUCCUUGGAGCGAACUUGCAAGAGAGAUCCGUCGCUGUCUUGCACAGGUCGCACGCGUACCAGUGGAAAUGAUUGGACAAGACUCAUCCGUUUUCCAGCUCGGCCUAGACUCGAUUAGCGCUAUUCGUCUCUCAUCGGAGCUGAAAAAAAGCGGGCUGAACAUUGGCGUAUCUGAAAUCAUGCGAUGCUCAACAAUUGCUUUAAUGGAGUCGCAUGUGCAAGAUAGCCGUGACAAACACCACGAGGACGUCCAACUGAAGAGGGAUCGCGAAGCAUUUUUGAACAAGUUUGUCGAGCGCCACCAACGCGGACUCGAUGUUGAUCUCAAUGAUGUUGUCGCAAUCUAUCCCUGUACGCCGUUACAAGAAGCCAUGCUAGUUGAAACCCUAAAGUCCACCAAACGCCCUUAUAUCAAUCAUAUUCCGUUUGAUCUGCAUCCAAGUGUGGACGUGAAACAGCUUGUUGAUGCAUGGCAGGCAGUCGUUGCUGCGAAUGAUAUUCUCCGUACAAGCUUUCACCCUGUCGAAGAUGAUAGGUACGGUUAUGCCCAAGUUGUUCAACGGGGAAGCACGGUUCAUUUCAUGGAGCGGCACCUGGAGCACGACGAAGAUCUUCAAACCGUUAUUAAGGAGCAGACUGACGUGAUAUUUAAAAAUGUGCGAGAUCUACGACGACCACCUUUGGGCUUUGCCUUAUUGCAGGGACCGAUUGGUACCUGUUUGUUGCUUUCGAUUCACCACGCUCUAUACGAUGGCUGGAGCUUGCCGCUGAUCUUACAAGACGUGAGGCGCAAGUACAAAGGAGAACCCCUUUCAGACCGACCCCAAUUUGUCACUCUUGUGAAGAGUAUUCUGACGGAGUCUGAAGAAGACUCCAAACGGCAUUGGCUAGCACUGUUGGAUGAUUGCCAUCCGUCUAUUUUUCCCACAACCCUUUACGGGACCCAUGCACCCUCUGAGUCUGAUGUAUCAUUUUUUGCGUCGAGAGUGUGUGGCGUGGACGCUACCGACAUAUCAAAAAUCUGCCAGAGUUUGGGUGUUAGCAUGCAAGCUGUUGGACAGGCUGCAUGGGGACUUCUCCUUGCUGCCUAUCUAGGCGAAGACGAUGUGGUUUUCGGUCAUGUUGUAUCUGGACGAUCCGUACAAGUGGACGAUGUUGGCGAUGUCAUUGGCCCUGCGUUCAACACGAUACCAACACGAGUAAAGCUUGCGCAGUGUCGGACGUACGCAGAUCUCCUGCGUGCGAUUCACGCUGCAAAUGUUUCGGGAGUGCCUUUCCAACACACCCCGUUGAGAUCCAUUGCCAGGUGGACAAGCCAGUCAGCAUAUGGUUGGUCCUUAUUUGACACCAUCUUUUUGUUUCAAAAAACCGAAGAUAGUUCGGAAAGUGGUGAACCGUUGUGGGACAUUGCCGAAGGCCAUGCGGAAGUGAAUCAUGCGGUCAGCAUUGAGAUGGAGCCCACCGGCAAGAUUCUCCAUCUUCGCGCAUCCUGCCAGGCUAAAGUCAUGCCGCAUGCCCAUUUGACGAUGCUCUUAGAGCAGCUUGAGCGGAUUAUUAAGCGAAUAAUAUCGUGUCCGGAAGAAAGUGUUAGAAGCUACGGUAUGAAAAGCACCUCACAUCUGGCAUCAGUACAUGAACAAAAGCGCAAAGUGAAAACCUCAAGCAUAACUACCCUGCACGGUUUCCUUGAGCACAAUGCAUCUCGUCUCCCCACCCAUCCCGCUCUCGAGUUUAGCGCUCCUGUUUUAGCCGACAACUGUGAUACUACCAUUUUCACCUAUGCUGAAUUAAAUCGCAAGAGCAAUCAACUUGCUCACUACUUUAUAAGUAGAGGAGUAACGGCCAACACCUUUCUACCCAUCUGCCUUGAGAAAGGAAUAUGGAUGUAUUUGUCGCUGCUUGCUGUCUUGAAAACGGGUGCGGCAUACGUCCCCACGGCCCCGGAGAUUCCUCCUGAGAGGAAGGAGUACAUUUUCAAGGACGUAAAUGCUCAAUUCGUGGUCGCCACUGAGCCAGUGUCGACAGAGAUUACGUGCGGCAAUCCAGACGCGACAGUACUUGUCGUUGAUGAUCGGAUGACAGAGAUUCUUCGAGAGUUUCCUGACACGAAUCCUGCUGUUCCCGUUUCGAUAUCCGACCCUGCGUAUGUCAUCUACACAUCUGGAACCACUGGUGUUCCUAAAGGAGUGGCUAUUCAGCACGACAGCGCAGUUGAGGCAUUUACUUCAUUCCAAGAACUCAUUCCUUGGAAUGCUACCUCACGGUUCCUUCAGUUUGCGUCUUUCACAUUUGAUGUAUCAAUUUUUGAAAUGUUCUUUGCUUGGAGUACCGGCAUCACUUUGGUUUCAGCACCAAAAGACUAUUUGCUGGCUGACUUAGAGCAAGCGAUGAAGAAAUUGAGAGUGACGCAUGCAGACUUAACGCCAACGGUCGCUACGAUGAUCAGACCUGACAACGUUGCUCUUGAUAUACUCGUAACUGGUGGCGAAGCGUUGACGCAGCAGGUCUUGGAUGAUUGGGCUGGGAAGGGCGUCUUAUACAAUGCUUACGGACCAACGGAAGCAACCAUUGGAUGCACCAUGCGAAAAGUCGAUUCUAAUACGAGUCCAUUGAAUAUUGGCAUGCCAUUUAAUUCCUGCUCAGCUUACGUGUUGAACGGCCCCGAAAUCCUUCCCCGUGGGGCCAUUGGAGAACUCUGCAUAGGCGGCCCUCAAGUAGCUAUGGAGUACAUCAAUAAUCCAAGUCUCACCUCUGAAAAGUUUGCCAUCUUGCCGGCAACCAACGAACGCAUAUACCGGACUGGGGACUAUGUUCGUAUGCUCGCAGAAGGAUCCAUCCAAUUCUUGGGGCGGCAGGAUGAACAGGUCAAAAUGAACGGUCUUAGGAUUGAAUUAGCAGAGAUCAGUUCUGUCUUAGCAAAAGCCGACGCCGCAUCAAUUUGCGACGUUGUUACGAUGGUUUUAAAACAUCCGGCUCAGGAAAGGGAUCAGCUUGUUGCUUUUGUGAGCUUACUUCCGGGAAGGGAUGAGACGGAGAGUUUGCUCGCUGAAGAAUGUAAAAUUAUCGGUUCGGCGUUCGAGUCUCCAGUGUUGAAAACAGCGAUGGAGAUAGCCGCUCGAAAGCUUCCCAUUUAUAUGGUUCCGGGGCUAAUUUUCUUGGUGAACAAAAUUCCCCUUGGAAAUACCGGCAAGGCGGAUCGGAAAAAGUUGGCACAAAUAUAUCAAGGAUUAGACAUCACCUACCUGCGGUCUGCCGGCGCCAACGAAGAAUCAGAUGAUAAUUGGACGCAGACGGAAAAGGUGAUUCGGCAAUGUCUCUCGGAGGUAUCAGGGGCUCCUUUGCAAUCUAUCACCCGACACAAUACGUCCAUUUUCCAACUUGGACUUGACUCCAUCAGCUCGGUUAAGUUAUCUUCAAAGCUCAAGAGCCAUGGCAUUGUUCUACCUGUACCCGACAUUAUGAAAUUCCCCACCGUAGCUCGACUAUCGAGUCGGCUGUCGGAAUUUAAUGCUGAUUUGGAAAAGGAGAAAGUGGAAAUGGCCCAAGCUGCAAAGCGUGAGAAGAUUCUUGUGGACUUCGACGCAAAGUUCACGCCUGUUGUUCUGGAAGAGUCUGGCUUGGAGGAUGGCGCUGUGGCUGCUGUCUAUCCUUGCAGCCCGUUACAGGAAGGAAUGAUUGUCGAGACCUUGAAAUCCGAAGGGAGGCAUUAUUUGAACCACGCCAUUUUUGAGCUCAAAUCAGCGGUGGAUGUGCAGAGGCUGUUGAAUGCAUGGGAGUCGGUCAUUCGAGCCAACGACAUCCUCAGAACAGGUUUCUAUUCCGUUGACAGUCCUUUAUGCGGCUAUGCGCAAGUUGUUCUCUUGAAGUCCAAGAUGCAGCUUACCGUUGAGUAUCUCUCCAGGAAUGACCAGUUGCGGCCUGCGUGCGAAAGGCACAUCCAAAAUGUAACUCGUUCGAUGCUCGAUUUACGCCAGCCACCAAUUGCUUGUGCAGUGCUUCAUGCUCCCCAGCAGAAGUGGCUGGUCGUGACGCUUCACCAUGCGUUGUACGAUGGUUGGAGCUUGCCUUUGAUAUUAGACGAUGUUCGAAAAGCGUACAUGGAUCUGGAGCUGACAAGGGUGCGACCACAAUUCAAAGAACUUCUGAAGUAUAUCUUGAUGGAUUCUCGAGUGGAUGCCCAAGAACACUGGAGCAAUGUCCUCACGGGUUUUACACCAACGGUGUUUCCAGAUACCCUGCUCGGUACCGCAUAUAUAUCCGGAACAUCCAAGACCUCCACCCAUUUCGAAUCGAGGAUAACUGAAUUGAAGGUUGAAGAAGUGGCGGCCGCGUGUCAGACACUAAAUGUCAGCAUGCAAUCAUUUGGGCAAGCGGCCUGGGGUCUGCUCCUGGCUGCCUACACCGGCGAAGCCGAUGUCAUAUUCGGGCGAGUGAUAUCUGGUCGCUCCAUCCCCCUUGACGGAGCUAAUGAUGUUAUUGGGCCAUCCUUUAAUACGAUCCCCUGUCGCGUCCAAACGGAAAAUGUCUCCAAUGCACAGUUGGUCACCGCUGUCCACAAGGCAAAUAUUGAUGCCAUUCCCUAUCAACACACUCCCUUGUCGUGGAUUCUAAAAUCGACAGAGAAGAAUCGCGAUGGCCUGCCGCUGUUUGGAACACUAUUUUUGUUCCAAGUCGGAUCUGGUGAAAAUGAAGAUGACGAUCACCCACUCUGGACAACGAUUGGAGGAGAGGCAGAAGUGAAUUAUGAUGUUACCUUGGAAAUUGAGCCGACAGGCCCCAAUUUUGCGGUCAGAGCUACAUGCAAAACCUCCAUCAUGCCGACAUCCCAUCUCUCUACUCUUCUGCUGCAGUUCGAACACAUCCUCACAAACCUUAUCCGAAAUCCAGAUCGCCGCCUUUUGCCGUUGGAUGAUCCGUUGCCUGACAGAAUGAUGUCCAUCAUACCGCGGACUCGCGACGCCAACGUUGGUGGCAUGCUCACCGAUCAACCACUCUAUCUGCAUACAUGGGUGGAACAUAACGCCCAAUCGCAGCCCGAUGCGAUGGCGUUACAAUUUGCGAGAAGCACGUCGCUAACGCAAUAUCCAGAAAUUGAGACAAUUACAUACGAUAUGCUCAAUCGGAAGUCCAAUCGUAUAGCGCACUUCUUGAUUUCUCGCGGAAUUCGUCCCGAGACCUUUGUCCCGCUUAGUAUGGACCGGUCUCCUUGGAUGUACAUAUGCAUUCUUGGGGUACUCAAAGCUGGAGCAGCGUACGUUCCCAUGGAUCCUGAUGCCCCACCCGAGAGGAAACGGUUCAUGCUCUCUGACGUUGGAGCAAAAAUUGUCCUCACAACUGCAAGUGAUGCAAUGAACCUCAGGACUUGCUGUCCGGAUGAGAUAGAAGUCAUCUGUGUUGAUGAGUUGGACGAUCUCAUCUCAACAUACCCACAGACAAACCCACAUGUUGAAGAGUUCCCUCAGUCAACGCUCGCAUACCUGAUUUACACUUCAGGCACCACCGGGACGCCAAAGGGCGUAAUGAUCGAACACCACUCUGUGGUCGAAGCCAUUCUCUCUUUCCAAGAACUUAUACCGAUAAGUGGAACUGCCCAGGCACGAUUCCUCCAAUUCGCUUCAUACACUUUUGACGUGUCGGUUUUCGAAAUGUUUUAUACAUGGAGCAUGGGAAUGGUAGUUGUGAGCGCGCCAAAGGACGUGCUGCUUACCGAUUUAGAGAAUGCUAUCCAAAUCCUCGGUGCCACCCAUGCAGAUUUGACCCCAACCGUAGCUGCCAUGGUGAGGCCGGAAAAUGUACCAAGCUUGAAGGUGCUGGUGACGGGAGGCGAGUCUCUGACCCAGCAUGUAGUUGAUGCGUGGACUGGAGAUGGAGUCACACUUAUCAAUGCUUACGGACCGACCGAAGCCACGAUUGGCUGUACCAUGUUUGUCGGAGUCGAGUCUACCACCCAACGAAAUAAUAUUGGACAAGUGUGGCCGUCUUGCUCGGCCUAUGUUGUCUCCACAUCACACGAUCUGCUUCCGCGCGGUGCAGUUGGAGAAUUAUGUGUCGGCGGUCCACAGGUUGCCCGAGGAUACCUCAACCGCCCCGAUCUCACUUCUUCAAAAUUUAUCCAGCUACCUGCUGGCGGGGAGAGAGUAUACUGCACUGGCGAUAUUGUGCGCUUACUUCCAGACGGAUGCGUACAGUUUCUGGGACGGCGGGAUGAUCAAGUUAAACUAAAUGGAUUGCGCAUUGAACUGGGCGAAAUCAAUGCGGUAAUUACAAAAUCGGAUCCUUCUAUAACGGACACGGUUACAAUGGUAGUUAAACAUCCGAAGCAAGUUCGAGAUCAGAUCGUUUCCUUUAUCGGAUGCGACAGGGAUGUUAGGCAAAUCCAGAUAGACAAGUUCGAGAACAUGCUGCUGAAAGAUGACGAUGGAACUUCUACCAAACUUAUUUCAGCUGCGUUGCAUGCGGCGCGACGUCACCUGCCGGCGUACAUGGUUCCCUCGCUCAUCGUUCCACUGACUGGUCUGCCGCGAGGGGCAACUAAUAAAGUAAACUCGUCUGCCCUUGCCCGAAUGUUCAAGAAUUUGGAUUUCAAGCUGGUUGCCAGUCUUACGAAGCAGAUGGAAGACAGCGACGGCGGCAUUUCGGGCGAUCUUGCCGAAACAACUUGGACAGACCUGGAGAGCGCCAUCCGGAAUGUUUUGGCCGAAGUCUCUUCACUCUCUCUGGACGAAAUUACGCUGCGAGCCUCAAUUUAUCAUCUUGGAUUGGACUCCAUCAGUGCGAUUCGCGUAUCGUCCAAGCUUCGUGGAUUGGGUAUUCACAUCAGCGUUGGAGAAAUACUUCGGCAAAAGACCAUCAAGAACAUUGCCGACUUUUUAACUGAAAGAGACAGACUUCCAGAAUACAAACAUCAACCUGGUGCUACCCGGUUGAUGGCGCGUGAACUCGUCAAAAACUGGAUUGGAGAAGAUUUCCUCAGUAUUGACCUUCCCAACCGGUUAUCGACAUCAAUGCCUGCCGUUGCAGGCGUAUAUCCAGCGACGGCGGGUCAAAUCUUCACCCUUUCCUCCUGGCAUAUGUCCCAAGGCAGAUACUUUAUGCCAUCCUUCAUCUUCACAUCGCGCGAUGCUAUUGAUGUACGCCAGCUCGAAGAAGCGUGGAUUGCACUCUUGAAGCGUCAUGAGAUCCUGCGCACCGGUUUCCUUUCCACAUCCUCACAAACGGCACCCUUUGUGCAAAUUGUGUUUGCUGAUCCAGUCGUAAACUGGUCGUGCGAAGCUUUUGACAUACCAUUGGAGGAGAAUAUCGUUAAAGAGCGUGUCGAGUACGAAAAAAUGCAACCUGCGGUGGUUUCUUCACCUCCUGUACGCCUUCAUUGCAUGGCAUUCCAGGAUCGCGCAGCUUUGGUGCUUACCAUUCACCACGCAUUGUAUGAUGGAUGGAGCAUUCCGCUUCUUCUUUCAGAUCUUUCGACCCUUUACCGCAAGCAGCCAUUGGCGGAACAUAGUGUACGCUGGUCCGACUACCUUGAGUACGCUUUCGAGACACGUCAAUCAAUGGAUAAUAGCCCUCAGCAAGAAUAUUGGCGUAAAAUGCUGGAUGAGACAGGGACAGCCUUCUUCCCACAUUUGAACGCCUCGUCCCCAAAUUCGACAGACACUGCUCUUUAUGUGCCCGUUGCAAUCCCUAAUGCUGCAAAAUAUACGUCAGCGUGCCAGCGGAAAGGAAUCACCCUUCAUUCCCUAUUCCUUGCCGCCUGGGGACAACUUCAAGCCAAAUACACCAAUGCCAACCAUGCAUUAUUCGGACUUUACCAUUCCGGACGAUCCAUUGGUAUCAGCGACGUUGAUACCCUGCGUGGUCCGUGCGUGAACGUCCUUCCCUUCCAGGUCCGGAAUGCAAGAACAUUGAGUGUGUUGGAUUGCGCCAAAAAUGCGCAGGACGAGUUGGCAAUGCAGAAUGAAGCAGUGCCUUGCGUGUCGAUGCAUGAUGUUCAAGUGUGGAGCGGUUAUCCAGGCCAGCCAAUCGUUAAUGUAUUUGUUAACUUUUUGAUGUUUCCAAAUGGUGGAAAUGAUGGAGAUGAUGCGAAAGUGGAACUUUUUAAGGCAUGCCGGAUGCGAGACUGGGAGACACAAAAUGCCCCAAUACCAGCCUCUCACAAAACCGGACUCGACGGAUGCCUUGCAGCUCCUCUUCAGAAUGAUAUUGAUUUGGAAGUCGCUGUUCACAAUGAUGUCAUCAGUUUAGGUCUUUACUGUCCCUCGCAUGUUAUGUCUAUGGAUCAGGCGGGAAGCGUUGUAAAACAAUUAUGCGAUAGUGUUAUAAAUGCAUUAGAUUAGAUCGUGCACGGCUCCAAGCUAGAUAUCUUGGAAUUUGCGACGUAGAAUAGAGCAGUUUUUUAUGAUAUAUGCAUAUCAGUAUCUUUUCA
This is a messenger RNA of Spizellomyces punctatus DAOM BR117, 21164 nucleotides long. RefSeq names its product amino acid adenylation domain-containing protein. Gene Ontology annotation, molecular function: catalytic activity; phosphopantetheine binding. Lineage: Eukaryota; Fungi; Chytridiomycota; Chytridiomycetes; Spizellomycetales; Spizellomycetaceae. Gene Ontology annotation, biological process: amino acid activation for nonribosomal peptide biosynthetic process; secondary metabolite biosynthetic process. The transcript has 14 exons. Gene Ontology annotation, cellular component: cytoplasm. The record is from RefSeq and is a predicted model, not a curated record. Bases 1 to 21075 code for a protein of 7024 amino acids.